Messenger RNA from Coniophora puteana RWD-64-598 SS2, 2541 nucleotides. RefSeq lists its product as uncharacterized. The transcript is spliced from 12 exons. The annotation marks the transcript as partial. Lineage: Eukaryota; Fungi; Basidiomycota; Agaricomycetes; Boletales; Coniophoraceae. The record is from RefSeq and is a predicted model, not a curated record.
CAGCUGGGUGACAUUCAGACCAUCUACCACCCCCGAAGUGGCCGUGUACCGGUUGUAGAGCCGCUAUCUGACUUCGAUCGCCGACGUCAUCCUGACACAACUGCAGUCCAUGCGAGCGGAGAUGAGUCACCAUGGACACCCUGGCGCUCCAGAGAGGACUUUGAGCUGUCGGAGCUUGCUAUUGAGGGGGCUUUAUCACACGAGCAGACUGACCCAUUCACGCUUCAGGGAUGUGAUGAGAUGAAAGCCACAUUUGAAGCAGCGUCGAAGACAUUGACUCCGUUCGAGAAACACGAUAUCCCCGUUACAUUCAACGAGCAGAAUGCAACUUUUAACUUUGAGCUCUGGGACCGUUCGCUCUGGGACUGGGGCCUUGACCUCCUAUCAAACCCACGGCUCCAGCCCCAUUUUGUUUUUGAUGCUCAGCGAGUUUCAAAAUAUAAUGGGACACAGUUUGUACGGUUCAUUGAUGAACCGUGGACUGCCAAUGAUUUCUGGACCGUUCAAUCACAACUUCCAGAGGGAGGGAAACCUUUCGCAUUCAUUCUCUAUGCCGAUAAGUCAGUAUUAUCUUCAUUUGGGACCCAAAAAGGCUACCCAGUAGUAGCACGAUGCGCAAAUCUCCCAGCAAAACUCCGAAAUAGUACAGGUCCUGGCGGUGGUCAGGUUGUAGGAUGGUUGCCUAUUGUCGAUGAAGAAGACAAAUACAAGGGAACAACUGACUGGGCCAACUUCAAGAAUAUUGUAUGGCAUAAAUCGUUUGAGAAGCUAUUCGAGUCGCUGGAGGGAUAUGCCAAAACUGGCUUCUGGUUUAAGUUUCAGGACGGCUCCCGGGUGUGGCUGUUUCCAAUUAUACUUAUACUAUCAGCAGACUUCGAAGAGCAGUGUCAAAUGACGGCUUUACGUGGUGGGAUGGCCAACCAUCCUUGUCCUGUUUGUCUUGUCGAAAAGAAGGAUCUUGCCAGUAGCACGGAGCCUUUCCGUUUUCGGACUUCUGAGCAGUCCAAAGCAGUGUACGAGGAGGCCAUGUCAGCUAGGAAUACGACGGUGAAGGAAGAGACCCUCAAGAAAUAUGGCCUUCGGCCUGUUCAGAACGCGUUCUGGAAGUUGAAAUACACCGAUGUCCACAUGGCAAUCUCUUGGGACCGCAUGCAUGCGCACCAUCACGGACUGUGGGGGAAUCAUCUUUGGAAAGCAGUCAAGGCUUGUGCGGGUGAUCUCGGACGUUUACCAUCUGACCAGCUUGAUAAUCAAAUCGAUUCAAUGCCCCGAUGGGCCGGUUUAGGCCACAUCAAAAACGCACUCAAUGUGGAUUUCACUGACGCAUCGAAAGAGUACACUUUAUCCAAGGUGAUCAUUUUCGGAGCACAUAAUGUACUCGACAGGGAGAUGGUGGACACCCACCACAUUCCAUAUGAUAAAGGGUAUCAUUUACUUAAUUGUGUCAGGCUUUACCUUAAUUUCGACAUGUACAUGGGCCUCGAACAACAUACUCAGGAAACAUUAGCCGCAGCACGAGCAGCUCUUCAGGCGUUUGUGGACGCAUUAGCAGACUAUGUCAUUCGCUUCGAUAGCAACAAGAACUGGAACUUUCCCAAGAAUCAUUCAAACCACCAUGCAAUUCGGGAUAUCUUAGCAAAGGGUGUUACAUCUGUAUACAACACCAAGCCCAACGAAUCAAUGCACCGCUCAUUGAGGGAAUCGUACAAGUAUCGAACAAACUUCAAGGAAAUUGCCUUACAGGUGCUUCGCAUAGAGCUAUGGCUUUUAGUUCUAGUCAUUGUCCGAGAGCACAUCACGGCAUUUGACAGGGCUUGCGUUGAGUCAUCCGCGAAGUCAGAGCCUUCGGAUGAAAAGGACACUUUGGUUGAUGAUCUUGAGUCGAGCCAGACACGCUUCACGCUGGGAUCCAAAGCACCUGGAUCUGCACAGAGUCUUCAAGAUCUUCAGGACACUCAUCUCGAUGAUAGCAGAUUCAACAAUCUCAGCAGAAAGUUUGAAGACUUUAUCAACUCGUACUUUGUCACCCACAACCUUUCCUUUCCGAAAAACGAACGUAUCUGUAUCACAUCGAGUUUCAAGGUUAAAGAACACCGGAUGCUUCGUCUUCGAUACCAAUCCAUUGUGGAUAAUCAGAUGCAGGCAGACUUGCUACGUUGUGCACCCGAUUUCCAUCAUCGUGCUCGAAACGACUGCCUUGCGCUGAAUGCAGCAAACACAGUCAUUUUUGUUCGUCUUUUGCUCAUGUUCACGUGCGACAUUGGCGACAGACAGUUUUCAUUCGCACUGGUUGAUCCUUAUGAUUCACCUAUCUUCAACCGCUCUCAGAGGGACCGGGAUUUCGGGCUCUGGCGGGUUCGUGGUUCAGAGCCACCAACAUCACGUUUCAUCGCAUUUGAUGACAUGAUUCGAGGGGCAGCUUUAGUUAAAGAUUUCGAGGGGACGGGGGACCAUUUUGUAUUGGACACCGUCGAUUCUGACUGGUUUUUACGAGUUCAAACCUUCUGGUCUAGAGUUAAUACGAAUACCUCAGCUUCAUGA